Messenger RNA from Rotaria sordida, 315 nucleotides. NCBI's taxonomy places the organism in Eukaryota, Metazoa, Rotifera, Eurotatoria, Philodinida, Philodinidae. The record is from the annotation of a GenBank genome assembly.
AUGAUUACUUUAGCGACACUGAUUACAAUGCUUAUAAUUCCUAUAAAAUCAAUGUCAAUGCGUGACAAACGAUGGACAUUUAAUAGUUGGCGAUUGCAUGGUCGUCGAUAUACAUCUCAUGCACCAGUAUUAACUCCUACAAUUGAACCUUAUCCUCCUACAAUAGCUACUGAUGUCAAUCCUCAAGAUCAACUUCUUAAUGGUGACAAUGAUGAAGAUGACAAUAUAUAUAAUUCACUUAUAUGCCGAUUACAAUUGUUUCAAAAGUUAGAUCGUAAACAAAAAGUAGAAGACAAUGAUAAUAUUGAGUUUUGA